GAACAAAAUCCGUCACCCACGGCCCUUCUCUAAAGAGACACCCUCUGGAGCUGAAAGCCUCAAGAACGGGCUCUCUCACGCCCCCAUCUCUCGUCCUGCCAGCGUCCAAGGCCGGUCUGAUGAUGAGACUGAAGCUCAGAGAAUUGAAGUGUCUUAGAGCUUUGAAGUGCAAGUGUCAGGAUUCUAACCCAGGCUGUCUGGUUUCUAAACUUGCCCUCUUAACUCCCACGUCUGUAUCCAGGCAGAAGAUGCAUGCAGCUUACAAGGAAGGAAGUCAAGACAGGGAUUGUGUAUGUUUGUGUAUCCUUGGUGUUUGUGUGUCACUGGCUGUUUAUGGAAGUGUGUAUAGAACUGGAAAUUAAAGCCGCAUCCAAAGCACCGAUUAUACUUACUUCCACACUGAUGCCACAUCUUUGUUUUUGGAUCUUUUGCAGUUUUAAAUAUAUUUCCGCAAGUUCUGGAGUUCUAGCUGUAUGAUCAGUUUUCUGGGUCCCUCCUCUCCUGCCUUUUGCUCCUCUAGAAGAAUAUGAAGAGGCAUGUACUCAGACCUACUCAACCGGCCGCCUCCCAAGCAGGCAGUACUUAAUUUCAGAAAGGAGUCACUUUUUCAGGGCUGUUAAAGCCACAUUAGCCUCUAGGAGCCCCCAGGUUCUGGUGCCGCAGGGACCAAAGUCCUCAGGCCAAAGUCCUGAGGGCAGGAGAUUGUGAUCAGAGGAGGACCAUACAACUGUGAGGCGUCUCAGCAGAGGCUCUGGCAGUGUCCUCCCCAGAAGUGGACAAGGCCAGUCGGGUGGCAUCAUCAUGCUACAGCAGCUCCUGAUUACCCUGCCCACUGAGGCCAGCACCUGGGUGAAGUUGCACCAUCCACAGAAGGCCAAGGAAGGGGCGCCCCUGUGGGAGGACGUGACCAAGAUGUUUGAAGGAGAAGCUCUGCUGUCUCAAGAUGCUGAUGAGACCCAGGGAGAAAGUUUAAAGGAUGAAGUGACUCCCGGGACCCGGACAACAGACUCCCAAGAACUGUUGACCUUCAAGGACAUAUCUGUGGUCUUCACCCAGGAGGAGUGGGGGCAGCUGGCCCCUGCUCACCGGAAUCUGUACCGGGAGGUGAUGCUGGAGAACUAUGGGAACCUGGUCUCAGUGGUAGGAUGUCAACUUUCCAAACCUAGUGUGAUUUCCCAGUUGGAGAAAGGAGAAGCACCAUGGAUGACAGAGAAAGAAGGCCCAGGAGAUCCCAGUUCAGCUGGUGGGAUCUUAGUUCCCCAACCAGGGAUUGAACCCGGGCCCUUGGCAGUGAGAGCACGGAGUCUUAACCACUGGACCGCCAGGGAAUUCCCUGCUAUUUUAAAUGACUUGAAGAGUAAAACAGAAACAGCUGCAUCAACUGCAAAGAAUGACGUUUUACAGGAACAGUUCUAUCAUGGCAUGAUGAUGGAAAGGUUCAUGAGGGAUGAUGUCAUUUUUUCCACAUUGAGAAAAGUCUCAAAAUAUGAUCAUGAGUUAGAAAGCCACCAGGAUAGCCAUGGAAGAGACGUGAGACAAACCAUCUUGACCCAUAAGAAGAGAGGCCAAGAAACUUACAAAUUUGGCAAAAAUAUUGUGAGUUCAAAUGUUGUUAUAGAACAGAGGCACCAUAAAUAUGACACACCUAGAAAGAGAAACAAAUACAAAUCAGAUUUGAUUAAUCAUCCAACAAGUUACAUAAGAACAAAAACCUACGAAUGUAAUAUAUGUGAAAAAGUCUUCAAACAACCCAUUCACCUUACCGAACACAUGAGAAUUCAUACUGGUGAGAAACCUUUCAGAUGUAAGGAAUGCGGAAGGGCCUUUAGUCAAAGUGCAUCCCUUACCACACACCAAAGAAUCCAUACUGGUGAGAAACCCUUUGAAUGUGAAGAAUGUGGUAAAGCCUUCAGACAUCGCUCAUCUCUUAAUCAACAUCAUAGAACUCACACUGGUGAGAAACCCUAUGUAUGUGAUAAAUGUCAGAAAGCUUUCAGCCAGAACAUUAGCUUGAUCCAACAUUUGAGAACUCAUUCUGGAGAGAAACCCUUUACAUGCAAUGAAUGUGGGAAAACCUUUAGACAGAUUAGACACCUUAGUGAACAUAUAAGAAUUCAUACUGGGGAGAAGCCCUAUGCAUGCACCACAUGUUGUAAAACCUUUAGUCAUAGAGCUUAUCUAACGCAUCACCAGAGAAUCCAUACUGGGGAGAGACCCUACAAAUGUAAGGAAUGUGGGAAAGCCUUUAGGCAAAGGAUACACCUUAGCAACCAUAAAACUGUUCAUACAGGAGUGAAAGCGUAUGAAUGCAACCGCUGUGGAAAAGCCUACAGGCAUGAUUCAUCCUUUAAGAAACAUCAGAGGCAUCACACAGGAGAAAAACCUUAUGAAUGUAAUGAAUGUGGAAAAGCCUUCAGCUAUAAUUCAUCACUUACUCGACACCAUGAAAUACACAGGAGAAAUGCCUUCCAGAAUAAUGCCUAAAAACAGAUUAUUCAACAUGAACAAAAGCCAGGUCUAAAUCAGUGAUUCUGUGCUUCGAAUUUCAGGACUAAAUUGGAGGAAUUGACAUAAUGAUGCCAACUUCUAAUUUUGCCCAUUGUGUAAAUAAACAUUACAUUUAUAACUACUGUCUACUAAUAUCUCCACACAAAGUACUUAAUCAAGAAUAAAAGAUGGCCCUUCAAGUUAAA
Lagenorhynchus albirostris (white-beaked dolphin) is the source of this 2693-nucleotide messenger RNA. RefSeq names its product ZFP69 zinc finger protein (gene ZFP69). NCBI's taxonomy places the organism in Eukaryota, Metazoa, Chordata, Mammalia, Artiodactyla, Delphinidae. The record is from RefSeq and is a predicted model, not a curated record. The coding region runs from base 802 to 2484 and encodes 560 amino acids. Gene Ontology annotation, biological process: regulation of transcription by RNA polymerase II. The transcript has 7 exons. Gene Ontology annotation, molecular function: RNA polymerase II cis-regulatory region sequence-specific DNA binding; DNA-binding transcription factor activity.